This is a messenger RNA of Arabis nemorensis, 1128 nucleotides long. The record is from the annotation of a GenBank genome assembly. NCBI's taxonomy places the organism in Eukaryota, Viridiplantae, Streptophyta, Magnoliopsida, Brassicales, Brassicaceae.
AUGGCCUUAAUACGUACCUACUACACGGAUUACACUGAAGAACAACUUGAGAAAGUAAAAGAGGGAGAUUUUUCUGUUUGGCUUGCAUUUUAUGUUUGCUACAUUCGCUACCCACAAGUCACAAAUCGGAUAGAUCAUUGGUUGACCGUAACACCUAUAAAUCCAAGAGGAACACUAUAUGGAGUUGCCGAUCAUGAGCCUUUGCAACCUAGCGGAAGUGGUUUAAUGGCUCCGGUUGAGCAUUCUCUUGAAGUCGACCUUGUCAUCGACAGGGAUUACGGAAAUUAUAUGACGAGUCAAUUGGNCCGCUCGACCCAAGAACCAGCGGAUAGAGCUAGUGGAUCGCAAUCCGCUACUCAGAGCAAUACUCCUUUUCCACCGAUGGAGAUGAGUAUCCAUGAUUUCGUGUCGCAGCCGGGACGAGACCGACUAACAGUUCUGGACCCUGAGCGACGAUGCUAUCUGCGAAUGAUGCAAGGACUCUUGAAAGAACCCUAUCCACAAUUCAAUCUCAUACCAAAAACAGAGAAAGAUAUUUGGUUUAGACAAUUUGCUCAAGAAUUUACCUGGGAUAGGAAUAUAACGCAUGAGGUUCGUAUGGCGUUUGACAAGGACAUUCCGAGAUAUUAUAGUAUGCAAAUGACCGAGUGGAAGCAAAAGUGGCAAGAGGGAAAAAAACCAAGAAAUGUGAACGAAGAUGUGUUUAAAGGGUUGCAGCUUCAUUGGGCGAAACCGGAAACAAGUGCAAUAUCAACGACAAAUUCUAAGAAUNGGUUAAGCGAUAGAGGUGGAAAAGGAAUUGCUAAACAUAAUUCAGGAUCAGUGAGCUUCAAGACCCGUGAACAAAAAUAUGAAGCACCCACAAGAAAGGGUCGCAUCUAUGGAUUAGGAAAGCUAACGGGAAGUCAGCGAUCAUCUUCUUCAUCUGCUCGAUCUUGUGGCAUCGACCACGCCGCCCUCGAGGAAUCUCUAAAAGAAAGAGAUGAGGGGAUUGCAGCUUUGGAGAAGCAAAUGGAAGACGAACGAGAGGCGACCAGACGCAGUUUUGAAACUUUCAGACAGGAGAUGCUUGGUUUACGGAUGAACCUACCUCCACACCCGUACUCGCCUUCAAACUCAAGCCCGUAG